Colossoma macropomum (tambaqui) is the source of this 2686-nucleotide messenger RNA. RefSeq names its product chromosome unknown C12orf66 homolog (gene cunh12orf66). Gene Ontology annotation, cellular component: KICSTOR complex. The transcript has 4 exons. The coding region runs from base 670 to 2019 and encodes 449 amino acids. Lineage: Eukaryota; Metazoa; Chordata; Actinopteri; Characiformes; Serrasalmidae. The record is from RefSeq and is a predicted model, not a curated record. Gene Ontology annotation, biological process: negative regulation of TORC1 signaling; cellular response to amino acid starvation; cellular response to glucose starvation.
GUGUGUGUGUGUAUAAGUUUGUAUUAUUAACUAUUGAAUCUCUUUAAUGUUUUUAAUGUUUUCCAUGACAGCUGUAGGGAGUGAAUCAAAACCAAUCAGCUUGCGUGGCCAGAACUACCUGCUGUAUAAAACGAUGAAGAUCGCCAAUUAAGAGAGAAGCAGCUUUAAUUUAAGUGCUUCGGCUGAAAAUAGGCGUCAGUCGCCGGCGUGCUGACCGUGAGGAUGGUUGUCGGUGGAAACGUCUUCGCCCUGAACACGUUUUGGACAGAGUCGUCUUACAAAAACGUACGAAUUAACGUUAACGCAAACUCGCCAUAGCACAAGUAAUAGAGGCGUGUUAACGUAACGAGCUCAAUAUUUCUGACUGAAGUUCAGGUGUAGCUUAGGGAGACGCGAAUUUAAAAACUGCUACUCUUUGUAACUUUUUACUCAAAUGUGACUAAAAUAUAGUGAAACAGCUCAGCAUGAAUGAAGCGUGAAAAACGCUGAUGAAAACGCGUUGCCGGGCUUUGCCCGGUGUUGUCCCUUCUCUCUUGCCGUACUGUUGUCAUGGGGAAGUGUCAUGGUGGCUGCGGACUCGUAGGACUCAGGUUUCGAUGUUGGUUUCGUUUAUAUAUCGUUGACACUGGUCAGAAUGGUCAUUUCCAGCCAUAAUUAGCUUUAGACAUCAUGACCGAGGCCCUGCGCGACGAGGAGCUGCGGCCCGUGCCGAAGGAGAGGGCCAUCCUGGAGAGCUUCUUCACGCAGCUCGGCAUGUUCUCGUUCGACCGGGCGAAGGACUACGUGGAGAAGGAGAAGGACAGCAGCAAGAGCGCCGGCGCUAUCUGGGCCUCGCUGCUGGCCGCGCUCGCCCACCUGGCCGCGGCGGAAAAAGCCUACCACAACAUGACUUUCCUCGGGCAGAAACUGGGUGGUCAGUCGUUCUUCAGCAGGAAGGAUUCCAUUAGGACAAUUUACACGUCCUUACACAACGAACUGAAGAAGGUAGUAUCUAUGGGCCGUCAUCCCCCCGGGGGCUCCAGCCCUUACCUGGAAGAGCUGCUCUCCCAUCUGUCCGAGCAGCUGUGCCACUUCACGCAGGCCAGGAUGGAGAUCGCCGACCUAUAUGAGAAGAUGCACUCACUCAGCAGCCAGAAAACGGUCAACUCUGAGGAGCUGGUGAGCACGUUGGAGAGCAUCAUGCAGAAAUACAGUUCCAGGUUCCACCACCCUAUCCUGAGUCGACUGGAGGGCAGUUUCCAGGUGGAGGUGGAUGUCCUGACGCAGCUGCUGCGCUGCCAGGCCCAGAUCUCCGAGUGGCACUUCCUGCCUUCGCUGCUCAACCUGCAUGGCGCCCACUCCAAGCUGCAGGCGUGGGGCCAGGCAUUCGAGCGCCAGCGUGAGACCCGCAAGCACCUGUUCGGCGGCCAGUCGCAGCGGACCGCACAACCGCCACACCUCUACUUGUGGCUGCAGCGUUUGCAGGGGGCUCUGCUGGCCAAGUUCACCUUCUACUUCCAUGAGGCGCUGAGCCGGCAGGCGCUGCCAGGUGAGAUGAAAGCCUUGACCGCCCGCACCUCACCCGACUAUUUUGGCAAAGUGUCAGCCUUCAUCCGCAAGCAUGACGCCUCCAACGUCUCGCUGGUCUUCGACAACCGAGGCUCAGAGAGCUUCCAGGGCCACGGGUACCAUCACCCACACUCGUAUCGUGAUGCGCCCAAAGGAAUGGACCAGUUCCCGGCUGUGGUGUCACUUCCCGGGGGUGAGAGGCCGCUCACGCACUGGCCCAACGUCAUCAUGAUCAUGAGCGAUCGUACAUCUGAGCUCAACUCACUGGACAAGGUCAUGCACUUCUACGACGACAAAGUCCAGAGCACCUAUUUCCUGGCUCGCCCCGAGCCCCACUUCACUUUGGUUGUGAUCUUCGACGGGAGGAAGUCGGAGAAGGACUCACAUGUGGUGGCCUUCCUGCAGGAGAUUUCCACAUCUCUGAGGAACUCCAAACCCUUCAGUACGCUCAAGCCAGGCUCCAAAGGUUGAACUGACCACAUUGAGCCCAUUCAGUGGCCAGUCCCUGAAGUCUGUGCAUCUGCCAAUGUAAUGUUUGUGAUUGCAGGGGGUUCUGCUGGCCAGGCUCAGCUUCUACCUCCAGGAAGACCAUCCUACACCUAAACGACUUAAAACAGUGCUUAGCCAAACCAAUCUCUCAGCAAGCAUGCAUUGAUAUCAGUUAUUAAUUCCUUUAUGGAAUUAUUUGGUUAUGUCUGUCAAGGCCUACCAACAGCAUUUCCUUAAAUGUGUUAUUUCAGUCACUCUUUGAGUCCUAAUGCUGCUGAAACUGUUUUAAUAUUUCAACUUUUUCCUUUUUUUUUGUUUUUUUUUUAAAUCUCAGUGAAACGCCAGAGGUCCGGUACCUGUGCUAAUUAUUUAGCUUUAUACUGUGAACUUUAGCGACCAAUCGUCAUCAGACCAAAGUAGCUUUUUUUGCCCAAAGUUGGCCUUUUUACUAGACCUUUGAACCUUUUGAAACACAUUUUGUCCUUUUUUCUGGUCUCGCUGGGGUUGGACAGUGAAAGUCCUGCUGCUAUAAAGGCUUUGCCUUAAUUUUUUAUUUGCAGUGCACAAAACAUUUUAACAGCUGAGCAUUUGAUUUUAGGAUUCUUUCUUCUUUGUGUACUGCAGUUAUUUACUAAAAUAAAGGUUAUUU